GUCCUAGGAAGAACUUCUUUACGUAGUGUGGCUAGAAACACAUCCUCAUUCUUGCUCAACGACUCCUCAAACCGUUCUCACAAGCCGAAAUGCCGAACGGAGACUCCGAAUGCGCCUGGCCGUGGUUGUGGCGUGCUAAAGAAGCGAGCGAUGCAAUUCCAAGAGCUGCUAUGACACUGCUUGUCAUAGCAAUCGCAGCUCUUAGUUUUUUUUAUCUGUUCAGGAGGCGAAAAAUUGGGACGGCUCAAUUGCCGCCAGGGCCUCGAGGCGUGCCGUUCCUCGGGUACCUCCCAUUCCUUGGGACUGAUCUCCACCAGAAAUUUGCCGAAUUGGCCAAGAAUUAUGGCCCCAUCUACAAACUCCAGCUCGGAAGCAAGUUGUACGUCGUGGUUAGCUCCCCUUCCCUGGCCAAAGAAAUCGUGCGGGACCAGGACAGGACGUUCGCCAAUCGGGACCCUAACAUCGCCGCUACCAUCAUGUCAUACGGCGGAAGGGACAUUGUCUUCUCAAGCCAGGGGCCUUAUUGGAGGAAUCUCCGCAAAAUGUUCGUACGGCAGAUAAUGAGCAACGCGAGCCUCAACGCCUGUUACAAUUUGAGAAGGCAGGAGGUCAGGAAAGCUCUGAGCGAUCUGUAUAGAAAACCCGGGAUGCCGGUUGAUGUCGGUGAAUUGGCCCUUCUGAUCUUGAUUAACGCGGUGAUGGCGAUGCUGUGGGGAGGGACACUUAAGAAAGAGAAGCACGAAGCCUUGGGCGCCGAGUUUCGAAAGGUGGUGGCUAAAUUCAUGGUGCUCUUAGGUAGUCCGAAUGUUUCAGACUUUUUCCCGGCACUCGCUUGGCUUGACCUGCAAGGAGUGGAAAGGGACGUGAAAAGGGUGCAUCAGUGGAUCGAUGAUUUUAUUCAGUCUGUUAUCGAUUGCGCCACCACCGCAGGAAGAACGAAUGAACUGUUCGAGCAGAAGGAAGAAGAACCUAAAAGCAAUGAACAACAAAAGGACUUCUUGCAGAUUUUCCUGGACAUGGAGAUGGAUCUUGAAGAUAAUCAGUCAUUUAUGGACAAGAAUAGAGCACUCAAAGCCAUUCUUACGGACAUCGUGAUUGGCGGAACCGAUACAACGUCAACAAUGAUCGAAUGGGUGAUGGCAGAGUUGCUGCAGAACCGGAAUGUGAUGGACAAAGUAGCGGAGGAAUUGACAGAAGUUGUGGGCGUGGAUAAGAUGGUCGAAGAGCAGCACUUGCCCAACUUAAAAUACCUCGACGCCGUCAUUAAGGAGGUAUUUCGCUUGCACCCGGCGCUGCCCUUGUUGGUACCUCGGAGCCCGCAUGCUUCCUGCGUCGUCGGGGGUUACACAAUACCGAAGGGCAGUAACAUAUUCCUGAACGUGGGGUCUAUCCACAGGGACCCCACGAUUUGGGACAAACCCUCGGAGUUUAGACCCGAGAGGUUCUUGGAAGAUCCUGGCAAGUAUGAUCUCUCGGGCAACAACUUCACAUACAUGCCCUUCGGUUCCGGUCGGAGGAUAUGUGCGGGGCUUGCGCUGGCAGAGAGGAUGCUAAUGUUUACUUUGGCCUCCCUUUUGCAUUCGUUCAAGUGGGAAUUACCGCAAGGGGCGGAGCUGGAACUGUCGGACAAGUUCGGGAUUGUGGUCAAGAAGAUGAAUCCCCUGGUUGCCAUUCCCAGGCCGAGAUUGUCCACUCCGGAGCUCUACAUGUCAAGUUAGAUCUUUCGUUAGAGUCUCCUCAAGACUCUUCAUUUCGAUUCUGCAAAAUAAAAGUAUCCUGCAUGUGUGUUAGAUGUAGGAGAAAGGAUUCCUGUUGUCUAUCUGUUCUUCAGAUUAGUCGGACCAGAAGAUGAAGUCAUGUGAUGUAGGCGCAAAAAGUUUGGGGUCUUGUAGAAAGGCCCAUGCACGCAUAGUGAGCUAGGGCUUUUGGAUGAAGCGCGGGGCUCCUUCUGUUUUGUUGUAUUAGAACCAGAUAUGACUUUUCCGUACGGUGUAAUUUUCUAAUUAGAAUUGAAUUCUAGUUUCUCCCUCUAUUCCUUCCAUAGCUUUGAAAGCUCACGCACAAAA
Molecule: messenger RNA, 2066 nt
Organism: Syzygium oleosum
Lineage: Eukaryota; Viridiplantae; Streptophyta; Magnoliopsida; Myrtales; Myrtaceae
Product: flavonoid 3'-monooxygenase CYP75B137-like
Exons: 2
Coding region: 90-1718 (542 amino acids)
Molecular function (GO): heme binding; monooxygenase activity; iron ion binding
Source: RefSeq, a predicted model, not a curated record